This is a messenger RNA of Sclerotinia borealis F-4128, 1032 nucleotides long. Lineage: Eukaryota; Fungi; Ascomycota; Leotiomycetes; Helotiales; Sclerotiniaceae. The record is from the annotation of a GenBank genome assembly.
AUGGACAACGAUUGGAGCUCCACGGGCUUCAUCCCCUAUCUCAUGGCUCUGGAUGCCGGCUGGGAAGUCUUGGGCAUUACAUCCUGCACCGCAGAUUCAUGGCAACACCAAGUCGCACUGCACGCACUAGCGACGCUCUCACUCGGGAACCUCACAUCCUGUAUCCCCGUAAUCCCAGGCUCCACCUUCCCCCUCAUCAACACGCCGACGCGCUUCCAAGCCUGGGAGGCCGUCCAUGGCAAACUUCCAUGGGAGGGGGCUUUUGCCCCGUACAACGCUACCCUGGAAGCAGCGGGGAGCGAUCCCACGUCUGGGGAUGAUCCGUUUAGGGUUGUCAAGGGGGCGUUUGUGGAGGGUUUCCCGAGUAAUGCUUCGAUUGCGGGGUUGAAGAGUGGGAAGAGUGCGAGUGCGUUUAUGAUUGAGAUGGUGCAUAAAUACCCGGACGCCGCUGGCUCCCUAACCAACAUCGCACUCGCGGUCCGCAGCAGCGACAACUUCGCCUCUCUCGCCAAAGAGCUCAUAAUAAUGGGCGGCUACAUCGACUCCAACCUGGCGCAAGUAAGCGGCAGCGUUCUGCAAGCCGAUCUCAGCUCCGACAUCAACCUAAUCAUCGACCCCGAAGCCGCCAAAAUAGCCCUCACCGCGAAUUUCCCCAAAAUAACCAUUGCGGGAAAUGUAGCGAAUCAGGUGAUGAGCACGCAGGGAUUUUUGGAUGAGGUGGCUGAGGUGAGUGGUGCGUAUGCGGAUUUGGUUUCGGAGCAUUACGGGACGGAGUUUCCGUUUUGGGAUGAGACGGCUGCGGGGAUUAUGGUUGAUGGGGGGAUUGUGAGGAAUAGUAGUUCUUUCUACAUCGACGUAGACACAUCCUACGGCUCACCCUCCUACGGCAAUAUCCACGCCUAUCAAGCCGCUCUGAUGCCCCCCGGAUUACGCAAAGUCGAGUAUAUCACUCAGAUAGACGGGGAUGCGCUCUUGAAGAAGAUUAAGAGAUCCGUACAGUAUCCGAGGGAUUGUUCGAGUAUGGGGAAAUAG